CGCUCUCUGUUCGCGCUCAGUUGUUUUACGUACGGGUUGCGCAAACCAAGCACACUACUGGCGAUUUGCCGCUGUUUCGACAAAAGACUAACGACCGCGCGUCGCGUUUGUUUUCAGCCGGCUAAUAGUUUUUAUAACAUUUUUUGGACUAUUGUCAGUUUUCUUUUAGAACUUUUCUCAGUGAUUUACGUACUUUUAAAACACUUUUUAUUGGUGUGCAGUGUUUAUGCUGAUUGUUUUGAACAUCGAUGAUUGCGAAAGUGCUACAACUUCUCGAUGAUAACCGUUCAUAUUGUAUAGAUUUUCAUAUUUAUGUACAGAUAUUUUGAAUUGUUUGUGAACAAUUAACAUUUCUUGGUGCAUUUUACUUUAACGUGGAUAUUUCUGGCUUGAGACAGGAUAGUGGUAUAUCAUUUAUCGUCUGUUGUGUUGUGUUCACCACUUUAUAUUGGAUUACUUCAUUGCUUGGAUAUUUAAAAUUAUGGCUAUUUUUGGGUGGAAAAGAAAUCAGCUUUCAUGUAUUGGAGAAGAUUCGAGAUCCAUAGGGAUAUUUCACGGUGUCUGCUGAUACCCAUACUUCAAUUACCUCACGGAUAGAUCAGCCAACAGUGAAAAUCAGUCCCCACGUAUUGCCCCUUGGCGGGGGGCACGAGUAUUCAAUGUCCGCUCUGGCGAUGCCCUUCAUUGACAAUGAUCUCUUAUGGAGCAGUGAUCAUGAUGGGAAAAUGGUCGAUUUGUCAUCUUGCCUACAGGAUGCAUCCGUUGCAAUUGGUACUCAGUCAGCAGCAACCAGCACUAGUACCAGCUCAACAGCAGCUUUGGGUGAACUUUCUCAGUCCGAUCUGACCAGUUUAGUACCCUCGCUUACGAAUAAUAGCGGGCACGACAGCAAUCAGAUUGCAGACACUGACGAUAUUUUCAAACACUUGAGCGACACCACUGCCAUAGAAAUUGAAAGUAUUCUGAGUGAAUUUAACAGCACUCCCUAUAUUAAGCAAGAGGAAAACAAUAAUACCAUUACGAAUGAUAACGGUAGUACGCGAGACUCACCACAGAGGUCACCAAACAUUGCAGAACUCGGUCGGAAAUUCACGAUUGCAGCGGCGAAUCCAAUUUUGGCCGAGAAGUUGGCGACGCCAAGCGAAGGUUUGAAUUUAGGCGGCCAAGACGGCGGCGCCCAUUUAGCGACGCUUACCCCAAAAAUCGAAAAAGUUGAUAAGGAGCAAAACAACUACCUCCACCAACUACUAUCAAGACAGAGAAGUGAUAUACAACAUCCGUCCCUAUGCGACUAUGCAAGAAGAAAAGCCGUUUACCCAACCACAACAGGUUCGCUGCCGCCCAGUCCAGCCGAUUCAGGCGUUUCGGACGUGGACAGUUCAUCGUCAGGACAUACGUCAACUGAUGAGUUGAAAGCUCGCCUGCAACCGUCAAUACAUUCGCCCGUUGGAGGCUUGUUUUCCAGACAUCCUGCUUUGACUUGGAAUGCGCCACUCCAUCAACAUAACCAGAGGCAGAGUCAUCUUGGGCAGCAAUUUUACCAACCGUUUACAACAAAUUUAGACCCCUAUCAAAACUACCUACUACAAGCUCAACAUCACCACGUGUCGACGCAUCCACAUCAGUCGAUGCACCAACACCAUCAGCACAACACUCACCAAUCCCCAUUUACCACCCCAUCUCCGCCCUCACCUCCACUGAGGCACCACUCAGGAAUACCCACAUCGGUAAUACAGGCAGCGACCAGCUCCGUUUAUGAUGACCCUUAUUUGCUAGGAUUCUCACCAAGGAAGCUGAAGAAGGUGAAGAAACAACGAUUGGGAGAACCAGGUACAGCACCAAAACGGAAAAGUAGGGAAGGUUCCACAACAUACCUGUGGGAAUUUUUGCUCAAACUACUGCAGGAUAGAGAAUACUGCCCGAGGUAUAUCAAGUGGACGAACAGAGAGAAGGGCGUGUUCAAACUUGUGGACUCUAAAGCGGUGUCCCGGCUUUGGGGAAUGCACAAGAACAAACCAGAUAUGAACUACGAGACAAUGGGACGUGCUCUAAGAUACUAUUAUCAGAGAGGCAUUUUAGCCAAAGUCGACGGCCAACGUCUCGUCUACCAAUUCGUAGAAGUACCAAAAGACAUCGUCGAAAUUGAUUGCACGGGAGCAGCGUGAAACUACUGCCAUUUGCACAAUAAAUGUAAGUGAGGAACAAAUUCCUCAUUCUACGAUCAACCCGUCAUAAUAGUACAACCAGAGAAACAAUGCCAAUUACUGAUAUUACUUGUAUACAAAAGAAAAUCCGUUAAAUUUCAUAACUGUUCAGCACGCCUCAAACACGGCUUUACAUUGAUAAAGAAAACCAGAACUUUCAGUAUAGAAAAUUAAAAGUAUGGUGUAACAGAAAAUAGGGCCACCAAAUUUUUAUUUAAUCCCACGCUUUCUUUUCGCCUCCCACACUUACACGAACAGCUUUCAAAUUUAAAUAUUUUGGCAAACCACUAAUUAUUUUUUUAUAAUAUUUCAAGGUUAGCGGUUUUGUUUUGUAUCAACCAUAAAUAGAAAAAAAUUCCGCAAAUUUGCAAAAAGUACGUUGCAGACGAUGGCGCGGUAUGAUUAUAGUCGUGGAUGCAAAGUAGCUAGUGGUUGUUUCAAUGUCAGUACAUGUUUGAAUAAAUGGGAAUGCCAUGUGAAAAAGUAUGAUUUUAUUCCGGUCAGGCUAAACAUGUUCAGUUCCUUAAAAAGGAAAAUGUGUUGUCGACCAAAACCAUACUGCACAUGUUGAUUCAAAGAAUCAUUUUCAAAGACUGCAAAGAAUUGUGCUGUAGAUCUCCCUAUUUAUGUAACAAUGUUUGAUAACUGAUUUUGAGAAAGCGAGAAUUAAUUUAAAGGUUGUGGUAUUUUAUAAGAAUUAUUUUACGCGAUUGGAAGCUUGACAUGUAUUUCUUUGCUUGCAAUUAGUAACAUUUAAAAACCCUUUGAUGUUGCAGGCCUACAAACCUAAAAACUCAUUAUCAAAUUUACUCAAAUUAAAUAAAAAAAUAAAAUAGUGCAAUAAUUUUAGACAAUUUGUAUGUACAAUGGCUCAUUGGUAUUUCAUUUUUAAGUUAGAUCUGAAUUGGUAAUUAUUUAAAAAAUAAACUAGUAAUAAAUCAGGCAAUUUUAGAAUACAAGAAACAUAGACGAAUUUCUGAAUUUACUUUACUAAUACCCAAAUGAUAACUGAACAAAUGUCAAAUUAUUAAACCUUAUAACUUAUAAAAAAGACCAGAUUGAACGGUGCUGUUUAGAAGAAUUUACAUAAAAAGGAUCAGACUGUGAACGGUGCCUAUGGAAUGAAAUAUAGGUUAAUUCCUUUGUUUUAAUUGCUCUCUUUUGUAUAAGUUCGAUCUCCUAAGCUAAAAAUGUACAUAAACAUUUAACGUGUACUUAUUAUAGAACAGUCCAAGCUUUGGAAGUCCGUUGAAAAUAUUUACAUAUUAAUAAUUUUGUACCAUUUAUAAAAAUGUGAUUUUUGUAUGUAACUAUUAUAUGGUGUGCAAAAAAUUAUACUCUGGGAUUUUCACAUAUAUUUCCCCGUCAUAUAAUACACGUUUGUUACUCUAACAUUAAUUGAAUUUGUAUAUUCUGUAUAGUAUUUAUUUAAAUAUGCUGAAUAAAUUUUUUGUUUCCGGCUGAUUAAAAUUGUUCUGUGAUUUUGUAAAUGUUAUCUCUAAAGGAUAGUUAUAAACCAAACAAUUAAUUUUCGAUAAACACCUCAAACAUAAAAUCAAUGUACCUAAAUGCCGUGUCUUUUUAGAUGAAUUUUACCUAAUGAGACAUUUUUUACACAUCGAACUACAAGAAAAUUGACAAAAGUUCAAAUUAAAUUCAGGUCAAAUUUAUAUAUCAACAUACAUUUUUAUACAUAACGUAGAAGAAAUUAAAAAAAUAAUUAUAAUACUUGUUAAAUGUAAUAGAUGUAAUGAUACUUAAAUGGAAAGUGUGUACUAUUUCCUUAAGAAAUGAUUAUCUUGUCAUUGCAAUGUUUUUAGAUUUCACUAAAACAAGCUUUAUAACGCUCUAUUGAAAAUGUGAUAAUUAUUUCUCAAGGAGUUUUGUUGUUUCCAUAUAAUACAUAUUUGUCCACGAACAAACUGCCCACUUUUAAACUAAUGUUGUUAAGUAUAUUUGAGAUCAUCAAUACUCGUAAGCAUCCCACGUUGGUGUUUAAUGGAAAGUAUUUUAGUGUCCCUGUUAUAUUAGAGAUAAUUCCCAAAAUGUUAAUUAAGGGUAAAUAAUAUUUGAACUGUUUAUAUGGCGAGAAAAGAAUUCAUAGUUUAGACGAUUUACGCAUUAUGAACGCUGAAAAACUAUCAUAAACAAUCGAAAACUGGUGGUUUGGGAAGCUAUUUACUUUUUAAAACAGGAAUGGAUGUAAAAUAAACUAAUUGGUGAUACAUGUUAAAUAACUAUAAUUGUUUGUAAAUAUAGAUAGAAUUUUAUCUUAGUUCAGAAAUAUUUUCAGUACGUUUAAGGUUGAAGAGAUGGAAGUGUGUUUUAAAUAAUUGUAAAUGUUUAUAUGUAGGUUAAGUGAGUACUUUUAUUAUAUAGUUUAUGUAAUAUUUUUCGUCAUUUUAAAAUAAAUAACACUAGAAGUAA
This is a messenger RNA of Dendroctonus ponderosae (mountain pine beetle), 4631 nucleotides long. RefSeq names its product ecdysone-induced protein 74EF (gene Eip74EF). The record is from RefSeq and is a predicted model, not a curated record. The transcript is spliced from 10 exons. NCBI's taxonomy places the organism in Eukaryota, Metazoa, Arthropoda, Insecta, Coleoptera, Curculionidae. Gene Ontology annotation, molecular function: sequence-specific DNA binding; DNA-binding transcription factor activity, RNA polymerase II-specific. Gene Ontology annotation, biological process: regulation of transcription by RNA polymerase II; cell differentiation. Gene Ontology annotation, cellular component: nucleus. The coding region runs from base 660 to 2165 and encodes 501 amino acids.